Molecule: messenger RNA, 5232 nt
Organism: Daphnia magna
Lineage: Eukaryota; Metazoa; Arthropoda; Branchiopoda; Diplostraca; Daphniidae
Gene: Calx
Product: sodium/calcium exchanger 3
Exons: 9
Coding region: 662-3658 (998 amino acids)
Biological process (GO): sodium ion transmembrane transport; calcium ion import across plasma membrane; cell communication
Cellular component (GO): axon; postsynapse; sarcolemma
Molecular function (GO): calcium:sodium antiporter activity
Source: RefSeq, a predicted model, not a curated record
GACAGCCAGUCGCUGUGUGGCCUCCGUUGCGUGCAGCUGCUAACGCUAUACGCUCCGUGCCGGGCUCCAUUUCAAAACAACUUUUUGUUUUGUUCAAUCGUUGAAAUUUUUGUUGUUGUUGAAAAGAACUAAAUGAAUUAGGGUAAUAAUUUGUCACGUUAAUUUUAAUUUGAUUCUGUUGAAUUGAGAACGUUUUCUCGGUUUAUCUCUCGUUUUGCGACCACGUGGUGCACCGGACCAAAAAACUUUAAAUUGACUGAAACAAAGUUUUUUUUUUUUUUUUUUGUUUUAAAUCUUAACUAGACUGACAAGAUUUGUGCAUUUUAAGAAGAUUCUUUCUGCCAUGGCCACAGGCUAAAGAGAUUUUCAGUUGAAAUUUUGUCUAAUCAUUGGCAAAAAGAAACGCGUUUGAUUGGAAAUCUCGGACGGAUAAAUGCUUCAUCCGGGAUUCGAUCGAAAUAAAAAAGUGUCUGCAUCUAAACACGAAAUUCAUUUAACAAUUUGAUUGGGCGGAUUUCCGUCCUAGUGCUGUCUUCUACGUGUGUCUGUGUUCCCUCGUGUAUAUCUGUGUGUGUGUGUGUGAGCGUGUGUGUGAGAGUGUAACUACAAACAACUCGUUUAACAAAAACUUUAAAAAAAGGUACAAUUUUAAAAGAACAAGAUGGAUGCCAUUAGAAAACAGUCAUCAGGAAAAAUGGCGGAACGCAUUCAAAGGAGACGACCUCUCACCCACAAAAUCAUCAUGGCCGCUGUGUUCAUGUUAUGCUGUUUACUGGACGACGUGUCGGCCUCGUCGUCUGAAAUGACAUGGGCCAACAGCACGAAACCUGCAGCUCUAGAAGACGGCCAGUGUCAAGACGGCCUAUUAAUCCCCAUGUGGAGGCCGUACACUAACCUGAGCCUGGGCGAUCGCGUAGCCCGAGGCCUUGUCUAUUUCAUCGCCAUGUGUUACCUGUUUGUAGGCGUGUCUAUCGUGGCUGACCGAUUCAUGGGCGCCAUUGAAACGAUCACGUCGCAAGAAAAAGAGAUUCGCGUCAAGAAACCCAACGGAGAUGUCCAGAUUGUGGUGGUUCGCGUCUGGAACGAAACCGUGGCCAAUCUGAGUCUCAUGGCCUUAGGCUCUUCAGCUCCGGAGAUUCUCCUUUCAAUCAUCGAAGUCUACGCCAAAAAUUUCGAAGCUGGUGAUCUCGGUCCAGGCACCAUUGUCGGCUCGGCUGCUUUUAAUUUAUUCAUGAUCAUCGGUCUGUGCGUGUACGUGAUUCCCGAUGGCCAGGUGCGCAAGAUCAAACAUUUGCGCGUCUUCUUCGUCACGGCUACCUGGUCCAUUUUCGCUUACGUUUGGCUCUACAUUAUCCUGGCCGUCAUUUCAGCCGGAGUCGUCGAAGUGUGGGAAGGCAUCCUCACUUUCCUCUUUUUCCCGAUGACCAUCUUGACGGCCUACAUCGCCGAUCGUCGUUUGUUAUUUUACAAAUACAUUUCGAAGCAGUACAGGGUGAAUCGGAGAGGUGUCAUCGUCGAAACGGAAGGAUUCAAUCAGAACGAUAUCGAAAUGGCUUCGUCCAGUCAAAAACGAGACGGCCCAGGAGGUCUGAUGGGCAUCGACAACUUGGGAAUGAAGACGUUUGACGAAGAAGAAAUGAACGACGACGUCCGCGAAUUCGAAGAACAUCGACGAGAGUACAUUCAAUUAUUAAGAGAUCUACGCAAGAAACAUCCCGACCUGGACAUGAGGGCUAUCGAAGCGCUGGCCAGGGAAGAAUUGGCCAAUAACGGACCUAAAAGCCGGGCCUUUUAUCGGAUUCAAGCGACUCGAAAACUCACUGGAGGUUCGAAUUUAGCCAAGAAAGCGAUGGAUCGAGCAGCUAGUGACCUGUCGCAAGUCGUUACAUCGCCCAGCGUACCGGAUUCGAGACUGGGCGUGCCGGACGGACGUAUCCGCAUUUAUUUCGAUCCUGGCCACUACACGGUGAUGGAAAAUGUCGGAGAAUUCGCAGCUUCAGUCCGCCGCGAUGGAGGGGACAUAAACCAAUCUGUCCAGGUGGAUUACCGAACAGAAGACGGAUCAGCUAAUGCUGGAACGGACUACAUCGCUGUCCAGGGCACGUUAACUUUCCUACCAGGCGAGACGCUCAAAACGUUCAACGUCUGCGUCAUUGACGACGACGUUUUCGAAGAGGAUGAACAUUUUUACAUCCGGCUGAGUAACGCACGUCCUACCGGAACUGGCGGCACAGGCGGAAGAGUGAGCCGAAGUGGCAGUUCUCUUUCCAACAAAUAUCGCGAUGCCCACAGCACACCUGUCAAUGGCGAAUUGGCGGGAAGUAUGAAUUUGAAUGUCGCCGCUGCCGCCGCCAACGGAUCGUCUUCGGCCACUCGCAGUCUCAGCGCUCCGGCCAUCCAGCAACAAGCGGCUGCUAACGAUGUGGAUGUCGAACUUGUAGCUCCCUUUCUGGCCACCGUCAUGAUCCUGGACGACGAUCAUUGCGGCAUUUUCAACCUGGCCGACAAGGACGUUGAACUGGUCGAAUCUGUGGGCACCUACGACGUCAAGGUGCUGCGAUGGAGCGGCGCCCGCGGACGUGUCGCCGUUCCGUACAGGACCCUGGAAGGCACAGCAAAAGAAGGCAAAGAUUACGAGACGAACGUGGGCGAAAUCAUCUUUGAAAACAACGAAAUUGAAAAGUACAUCUCGCUGCAAAUCCUGGAGGAGGACAGUUACGAAAAGGAUGUGCUCUUCUACCUGGAAAUUGAAGAACCCAGGCAGUUGGGAGAUACACCGACUGCUGAAAGCCUAACGAACCUGCCUGCGGGAGGUUUGAGCUACGAUCAGAAAGUGUCCCUGCUCGGCCGGCCCAAGCUGGGCGAAAACACACGUCUACAAAUCCGCGUCAAAGAGAGCAAAGAAUUCAAGAACACGGUUGACAAAUUGGUACAACGAGCCAACGCUUCGUUAGUGGUGGGAUCUUCGUCGUGGAAAGAGCAGUUCAUCGAAGCCAUUACCGUCAAUCCAUCAGACGACGAAGAUGAAGAUGGUGAAGCCAAAAUGCCCUCGUGCGGUGAUUACGUUCUUCAUUUCUUGACCCUCUUCUGGAAGAUUCUUUUCGCAUUCGUGCCUCCUACAGAUCGUAUGAAUGGAUGGCUUUGCUUCUGCAUAUCCAUUAUAUUGAUCGGCGUCCUGACUGCAAUCAUUGGAGACGUCUCCUCUGCCUUUGGCUGUUCGGUAGGACUCAAGGAUUCCGUUACAGCCAUCGCCUUUGUGGCCCUGGGCACGAGCGUUCCAGACAUGUUUGCCAGUAAAGUGGCUGCUGCCCAGGAUCAGUACGCCGACGCGUCUGUCGGCAACGUGACGGGAAGUAACGCCGUCAACGUCUUCCUGGGCAUCGGCAUCGCCUGGUCCAUCGCUGCCAUCUACAGGGCUUGGCAUGGAGAAGUAUUCGUCGUGCCAGUUGGAAAUUUGGGCUUCUCGGUGGUGCUCUUUUGCAGUACGGCCAUGAUUGCCUUGUUUGUGAUGAUGCUGAGGCGUUCCAAACUGAUUGGCGGGGAGCUGGGCGGUCCCCGCGGUUACAAAAUAGCUACCAGCUGUCUCUUCGUCUUCCUGUGGCUCUUUUACGUUCUCAUGUCUUCACUCGAGGCCUAUGGCUACAUCAAAGGUUUCUAAAUUUUGAAGAAAAAUGGAUGCUCCGAGAUGCUUCCCCGGCACAUUAAAAAUAAGUAAGACAUUUAAUCAACUUUGGGAAACAACAUAAGAAUUUCUUCUUCCUUCCUCUCGUCUUUUGGGUCUAUAUUGAUUAUAAGAUUCCUCCCCCUUUUUUUUGUGUUGGAUAUGUCAUUAGACCUCACUAUGUUGAUAGUUAAGGAACUCUCGGCCCCAUAUAAUCAAUUACAAUGGCACAAUCAUUGGCUAUUUGGCGGGAUAAAUCAAACGAGAACAAGAAAUUGGUGAUUCAUUAAAAAAAAAUGGAUUUAAACAAAUUUGAGCAUCUACACCAACAGAUCCUCCAUGUUUUAGCAGACGACCUAUUAGUGUACAAUGUACUUAACUAUUUUUAAGAAAAUACUUGAUCCAAAAAAAGCCGAUGGUUGUUGUUCCUUUUACCCACCAAAAAUAAGUUGUCAUUAAACUGUUAAUCUUGCUGGGGGAGCUUGGGUCCUAAAAAGAAUCCCAUUUUUAACAAGAGACAUCAAAUUGAACACUUAACUGAUAAAAUCCAAUGUUUCACGUGUCAAAGGACAUCAUGUUUUAGUCAUAAUUGACCCUUUUCCCUCAACCUCAAAUGGUCUCCACCUUUUUUUCAUUUUUUUUUUUUACGAGUGUGCAAUUUUGUUAGUUCCUCCCUGUUACCUCUUUUUCUAAAUGUAGUCAGAAUUGAGAUUAUUAUUUUAACUUGUUUUCACAAUUUCUAUCGUUUGAUUUAGAAUUUUUGUUUUGCCACUUCUUCGAAGAAUUUAUGUUUUUAACUGCCUUUAACAAUAACACACACACACACAUGUAAUAGCAAAAAAGAAAUUAAUUUCUUUCCUUUUUCAAUUUAAGUUGUGGCAGAAAAAUAGGAGGUGAUUGUUAAUAGGGUUACAUAGUCACGAAUAGCUGUUUUCUUUUUGUUUUUAUCCUUGAGGCUAUGCCCCAGGCUUCCUUUGCCUGUGUUACAUUAAAUGUUACUUGUUACAUAUUCUUUUAAUAAGAUGAAGAAAGUCAAUAAUAACCAAAGGGCCAAACACCGUGUGUGUGUGUGUGUGUGUGUAAACUUUUAACAAUCUUUAAGAACAAUAGCAUAGUUUAUUAUUUGUUUCUAUUUUUUGUUCAGUUUAUUGUUUCAUGUCACCACCAAAUUGCAUUUUUACUUUUCCCCCUUUAAAUACCUAAAACUUAAAUAGGCGUAUAUUAUGUUACAUCCAAAUACAAAUCAAAUAAGAAAUCGAAUAGAUUUGACUCCCAAAGUAAGGGCUCCUCAUUUUCCGUGCUAGUAAAUUUAAUUCAAACAUCCGAGUCACAAUCUUAACCAACAAUUUGUUUUUGAAAAGACCGCCAAAAAAAUAUAAAAAAAUAUGGAGAUAUGAGUAUGAGUGAAAGACGCGCACAUCUCUUAUUAUUAUUUUUUUUUUUUUCACCUUUUUUCUUGUACUUGGUUGUCUGAUUUUUUCCCCUCCUAAAUAUUUCACCACCUGAUUGUAUUAGCCCCACAAUAUAUAUAUAUAUAUACAUCGCGCAUUAUUAUGUUGCUUUUUCCUUGG